Molecule: messenger RNA, 1149 nt
Organism: Seminavis robusta
Lineage: Eukaryota; Bacillariophyta; Bacillariophyceae; Naviculales; Naviculaceae
Source: the annotation of a GenBank genome assembly
AUGUCGUUGCCAUCCCACUACUUGCUGCUGUUGUUCUUCCUCUUGACUUUGUCCUUGUCGCAAGGUCAGGCCAUGGAGGAAGACUCUGCCGGCCAACGUUGCCUUGACGCUCCUCCUACGUUAGAGCUCAGUGACGGCCGCACGUUGGCGUACUGCGAGUUUGGUGCCAGUGCCGAGGAAGCCACUGCCGUGGUGUUGCAUUGCAACGGUUCCGGUGGAUCCCGACUCGAAUGGCCGGGCAAUGAAGAACUGUUGAAGGAAUUGGGCAUUCGCUUUAUCACGGUGGAUCGUCCCGGGCAUGGGUUUUCGGAUCCCGUGCCCGAUGGUCGCACACUGCUGGACUGGCCUCGCACGGAUGUGACGCAACUACUGGAUCACAUUAGUGUAGACCAAUUCUACAUUGAAGGUUGGUCGGCCGGGGGAAGUUACGCAUUGGCAGUGGCACACGAAUUUGGAAACUCGGGACGUGUGUUGGGCGGCGCCAUUCUCAGUGGCAUUGGACCGUUCGAUCGUCCCAAUCCUUUUGAAGGAAUGGACGAACCGCAAAUUCGAAUGUGGAUGGAAUGGGCCCGCGAUCAAAAUGAAACGGCCAUUUUGGAAUUCAGAGGACAACUCGCUCCCUUCUUGCAGGCGUCCAAUGCCUCCCAGAUUGGAAUGUUGUUGGGAUCGGGUGGUGUGGGAUUGGACGACCUGGAAGUUGCACGACGUCCCGAUCUUCAGACUCUCAUGGGGGGCAACAUUAAAGAGGGCUACCGUCAGGGGGCACCCGGUCCGGCACAAGACGAUCUCGUCAUCAACCGUCCCUGGGAGUUUCGACUCCAAGAUAUCAACCCCAUGGUCCACAUUGAUGUCUGGCAGGGAGAAAUUGACCAGAAUGUACCGCUCAAUCAGUGGGAGGAAAUUCUCGUCAAGCUUGUUGCCCCAUCCUCUGCUCUCAGCACUGACAUAACUCAGGACGCAGACGAAGGAGAAGCCACCGCCCCAGCAAGCGACAACGAUGAAGUUGCCAAUGGAGGAAAUUUAAAUGCCAGUGCCAGUAGUGGUAGCAGGCCCUCACUUUUUGGACUAUCCAGGCGUUUUGGACGGUUCGUGUGGAAGUACAAUUUGGUCUUGCUCCUCUUGGGAUUGUUGAUUCCGGUGCUUCUCUAG